Molecule: messenger RNA, 2260 nt
Organism: Spinacia oleracea (spinach)
Lineage: Eukaryota; Viridiplantae; Streptophyta; Magnoliopsida; Caryophyllales; Amaranthaceae
Exons: 1
Coding region: 544-1674 (376 amino acids)
Source: RefSeq, a predicted model, not a curated record
UCCACCUACUACUACCUUUCACCCACCUCAACUUGCUCAAAUUCCUUCCAUUCCACUGUUCAUCCAAAAUUCUUCUCUGUCUUUUUCUACUGAAUUGUUUUAUGCUUUGUCUUGAGUUCACUUCAAGUUGUUCUGUUCAUACCUUUAAGAAUCACCCAACUUUCUUACAACACUUAAAACAGAGUUUUUUUUUCUUAUUUUAGUUAACUAAUUAGCUUCUUCAUAAUCAAAUCAAAAUACUCUCUAUUUUUUUUUUGUGUUAGCACCCGGUUCACCCUUAGGGCUAAUCCGGAUUCGGGGCGAGUUCUGGGUGGUUAGGUUCCAAUCCCCUCCCAAUUGUUAUUGCGGACGAGUUCUCCCUACCAAGUUCAGCCCCAAUUAUCACCACUGAACCAACAGGCAAUUGGUAUCAAAAUACUCUCUAUAAAAAGCUUAACUUUUCUUUCACAAGUCUUUCCUUUUAUAGUUUAUCUGAUUGAGAAAAUGUUACAUGAUCCAAAUCCAUAAACAUCAACCCAACUUUUUUUUAACCCUUUCUUCAUCAUGGAUCAAUUCGAAUCAUCAUCAGGAAAGCUAGAAAUCUUCAUCCACCAUGCUAGAAACAUACACAACAUAUGCAUCUAUGAUAACCAAGAUGUUUACUCAAAAUUCUCACUUACCUACAACCCGGAUGAAAUGGUUUCGACCCGGGUUGUUUUAGGAGGAGGUAAGAACCCGGAAUUCGAGGAGAAGUUAGAGUUGUCUGUUAAGCAAAUCGAUUCAGUCCUCAAAUGUGAGAUUUGGAUGUUGAGUAGGGUAAGAAACCUGUUGGAAGAUCAACUUUUAGGGUUCUCUUUGGUACCGAUUCCUUUGAUUAUUAACCAAGGUGGGAAAAUAAGUUGUCAGAAUUUCAGUCUUUCUUCAACCGAUCUCUUUCAUUCCCCUGCUGGAACUGUUCAGUUAAGUCUUUCAUUAUCAGAGAAUUUCUCCUCUGUUUUUUCAUCUGCGAAUAACCUUAAUUCGUCUAUUUCUUCUGAAGUGGUUCUACUUGACCCGAAUGAUGAUUAUUCUAGUGUUCAGUUUCCUGAUAUAAGUGCAGUGAAAGAAGAUCAGGUUAUGGUUGCUGAGUAUUUCAAUUCGAAUACCCGUUCUUUUGGGUCGUUUUUACAUCUCGGGUCGGAUUUAAAAGCCGGGUUUGAUUACGAAAUGGCCGGAAAUUCUUCGGAAGAGAACGAUCACGAACACGAACAAGAACACGAGAAUCGGGAUUCCGGGAUUUUGAGCUCUACAACAAGUAUAAGUGAUGAUCAACCUGAAACAGGGGAGAAACAGAGUGAGGUAGAUGGUGAGACUAGAAAUGGGGGGAAAAUCAAUGAAAUAGAUGAUUGUACGGGUGAAAGUUCGGGUUAUGGGAACCCGGGCCGGGUUUUUUCGGGUCAGGGAGAGGUGGAGCAGUCAGCAAUGCAGCAGCAGAUUGUGGAUAUGUAUAUGAAGAGUAUGCAGCAAUUUACAGAGUCUUUGGCAAAUAUGAAGCUGCCCAUGGAUCUUGAUCCGGGCCCCGGUACGGGUACGGGUACGGGUAAUGAAGGUCCAGGGAAUGUGAUCCGGGUUAUGGAAAGGGGAAAUGAUUUGGAUGUUGAAAACAAGAAGAAAGAUGGUUCAAGAGUGUUUUAUGGUAGCCGGGCUUUUUUUUGAAAAUGGCAAAAAGAUCUUCGAAGAAAUUAUUAGAUGGUUCUAGAUAACGUGAAAAACGGUUGAAAUUGUACUCGGAUCUAGUGAAAGUCAAAGAUAUUUGAUGGUUCGAGACGUGGAUUUCAACUAACUUACUCGGUAAAGUGUUGAGAGGUAACCUGGUACCAAAGAUCUGGAUCGAAUCACGUCUACAUCAUUUGACUCUUCUUCGAACCGAAAAGAAUCCAGUGAAAGAUAGAGAAUUCAUGUGUUAUGUUGAGUUAGUGACAUGGUUAGUGAGUACUUGUGCCAAGGAGGAGGUAAGUUUUGAUUGAACUUGAAACAAUGUACGUAAUCUAGAUAUAUCAGCCUAGAUUUUACUUGUGUAUUCGGUCUCUGUCGUGAGUCGUGAGACUUGCUACCUUUCUAAAUUUCAAUCAAGUUAUUGUAUUUAAAUGUUAUGGUUAAGGCGUGAAAUGUAAAAUUGCUUACAUGUAACACAUUUAAAACGUUUUCUACAUACACCCGAAACAAGUAGUUGUUACAAAAAAAACCUUUUCCCUUCUAGAAAUUUAACUAAUUUAACGGUUUAAUGAGCAUUGAUUUCAAA